AUGGCCCGCAACCUGGCUGUGCUCCCUUUUCUGGUGCUGCUGGCGAACAGCGAGCUUGAGCCGGAGGAGUGCCCCUUGCUACAGCUGAAGGCCAAGGGCAACGCAUCAGUGUCGAUUCCCCGCGGGCCCACGGAUGAUUUGAAGCAGUUGUCUCCUCAAGAGUGGGCACUGUCCGUCCGGGGCCUGCAGUGUGCGGCCUCCACUUACGAAAGCGCAUCGGAGCCCAGUCAGUGCGGCCGCAUCCUGAAAGAAGUGCCCGGCCCGGAUACGGAUGGCGCGGAAUUCAUGUUGGCGAGGCUGAUACGUAGCGAGGAUGGCCAGUUCGCCGGCAAGUGCUGGGUUGCCUUUCGUGGGACGGCCAACAAGCGAGGAUGGCAGGCCAACUUCGACUCCAUCAACGCGAAGGAAUCCUUUUCGAAGCACAAGAUCCUAGUCGCCAGCUCGUGGCUGCGCGGCUAUCGAUUGCUGGAGCAAGGCCUAAAGAAGGCGGUUCACGAUGCGUACCAAAGCGGAGAUUGUGAUCCUAAAGAGAUGUAUUACACGGGUCAUUCACUCGGUGGGGUCCUGGCAAACUACGCCGCCUUGGACAAUAUGGUAGGUGUGGAUGGGCAUCAGGCGAGGUACACGAUCACUGCGGGCUGUCCACGUCCAUGGUGGUUGACCACAGGCCAAUGCAGGUACUUGUCGAGCACGUUGCCUGUCAGCUUGCGGUUCGUCCGCUAUUUGGCCAGUGGUCAGGAUUCCACCUUUGACAUGGUCCCGAACCUGCCGCCAUCCUUGCCAGGGUGGCCAUGGCAGAAGAGAUUCCGACAUUGCGCAAGGCGAAAUAUUGGUCUUUGGGCAGAGCCUGCAGCGAAUGCACCAAGCCACUGCAAGAAUGGCAUGCAUGCAGAGCAGUGCGCUAUAUCUGCGAUAGUGCAUGGUGUACAACAGCUUGCGAGCAACGCACCAUAUGGUGGCAUCGGAGAGGGAGACGCAGGACUCCAUGAUUCCGUGGACUACGCUACGAUCGUUGAGGUGGACAGCCAACUACAAGCUUCAAACACAUCAAACACAUGA
Molecule: messenger RNA, 1059 nt
Organism: Symbiodinium sp. CCMP2456
Lineage: Eukaryota; Dinophyceae; Suessiales; Symbiodiniaceae
Source: the annotation of a GenBank genome assembly